GUGCAGCAAGAGCAAAGAAACCACACUGCAGAACCCGUAAUAGAUGACUACAAAAAGAUGGGGACUCUCUUUGGUGAACUAAACAAAAGCCUUAUCAGAAUAGGCUUCACAAGGAUGUACUUCGGAGAACGGAUAGUAGAACCUGUCAUCUUUAUCUUCUUCUGGGUUAUGCUCUGGUUCCUUGGCCUACAAGCUCUUGGACUAGUUGCUGUUCUGUGCCUUGUCAUUAUUUAUGUACAACAGUAA
This is a messenger RNA of Merops nubicus (carmine bee-eater), 246 nucleotides long. RefSeq names its product chromosome unknown open reading frame, human C4orf32 (gene FAM241A). Gene Ontology annotation, cellular component: intracellular membrane-bounded organelle. NCBI's taxonomy places the organism in Eukaryota, Metazoa, Chordata, Aves, Coraciiformes, Meropidae. The record is from RefSeq and is a predicted model, not a curated record. The transcript has a single exon. The annotation marks the transcript as partial.